CUAUAAUUAUUACUAUUUAAUAGUUUUAUUUAAAAACUUUUAAAAAGCUAUAUAUUUUUUAUUUUUUAUUUUUUUUAUAUAAACUACAAACAAAGAAAAUGAGCUCUUCAGAGGACUCAUGUUCAUCUUCAUCAGGCGAAGAAAAGAAAAUCAAGAAAACUCCAGUCAAGAAGACUAAGAAAGAUCCAAAAACCAAAAAAGGAAAGAAAGACGGAAAGAGAGGUAGAAAGAAGAACAAGGAUGAAAAUGCUCCACGUCGUUAUCUCUCACCAUUCAUCUUCUUCUCUAAAGAAUAUAGAUCAACAAUUAAGGCUCAAAACCCAAGCAGUACUUUUGGUGAAAUCGGUUCACUUUUAGGUCAAAAAUGGAGCCAAAUCGGUGCUGAUGAAAAGAAGAAAUAUGAAAACAUGGCUGCUGAAGACAAAAAGAGAUGGGAAAUUGAGAAGAAACAAUACGAAGAAAAAUUAAAGAGUCAACCAGCUGAAUCAUCAUCUGAAAGUUCUGAUGAAAGUAAUUAGACAUACAACUCUCCUCACCAAUCAU
This is a messenger RNA of Dictyostelium purpureum, 543 nucleotides long. RefSeq lists its product as uncharacterized. The record is from RefSeq and is a predicted model, not a curated record. The transcript has a single exon. The coding region runs from base 99 to 518 and encodes 139 amino acids. NCBI's taxonomy places the organism in Eukaryota, Evosea, Eumycetozoa, Dictyosteliales, Dictyosteliaceae.